This is a messenger RNA of Abrus precatorius (Indian licorice), 2891 nucleotides long. Its product is annotated as acyl-CoA-binding domain-containing protein 4-like. NCBI's taxonomy places the organism in Eukaryota, Viridiplantae, Streptophyta, Magnoliopsida, Fabales, Fabaceae. The transcript is spliced from 16 exons. Gene Ontology annotation, molecular function: protein binding. The coding region runs from base 598 to 2703 and encodes 701 amino acids. The record is from RefSeq and is a predicted model, not a curated record.
GAUUGUAUCCAAGUUUGGAAGGGAAAUGUAGGGAGAAUGCAUUGAUUGGCUUACUCGGCUGAACGGUAACUUGGAACGAAGCACUUUACUGUGGCGUAAGCCGUAUCCAACCAAAUCCUUAGUGUGCGGAGUGAAACAAUGACCUGACACUGAUACUGACAAGCGCUAACGUGCGCAUCCUCUCUGUCUCUUUUCCCUAUGUUCUGUCUCUCUGCAUUACUCUUCACUCUCAACAACAAACUUGCAUUUUCUUUCUUCUUUCAUGUUCUUGUUCAGCUUGAAAUUUAACCUUUCAUCCCAACCCCAACCAACUCCCAUUUUCCUUCUCCUUUUAGUAAUCAGGGGUGUCUCUGUCUUUUCCUGUGACUCAGAGCUUUCUGCACUGUGAGCUUUCUACAGUGUGCGCUUUUCUUGUCCUUUUUCUUUUCUCCUCACUCUCGUCUCAUGUUCCCAAUCUGACUCCUACCCUUUUUUCUCGGCACAGAAAAGAAACCAUUUUGCUACCAUUUUCAGGAUGAUGUCAUAAUGUGCCUUCCCUUUCUGUGGUAUUACUAUUAGGGUUAGUCCCUUCCUUCUUCUCCACAUUCACCUUCCAAGAUGUUUAGCUUCUCUCGUCGCCGUAUGAAACUUGGCAGAUUGAAGGUUCAGAUUUCUGAGGCCAAUCAGGGAACUAGAACUCCUGUGAGACACCCCAAACGAAACGGAAACUCCAAUGGAGGAGAAGGAGAUGCAGGGUCAAGUGGCCAUUCUGAUGAAAUUGAUUGCCAGCCUUCAACUGAGAUAAGUGCUUGUGCCUCAGGCAGCUCAGAGAAUUGGAUGGUGUUGUCUAUUGCAGGGGACAAGCCUACUCCUAGAUCCAAUCAUGCAGCAGCUGUCAUUGGGAAUAAGAUGAUAGUGGUAGGAGGCGAGUCUGGGACUGGAUUGUUGGAUGAUGUUCAGGUGCUAAAUUUUGACAGGUUUUCGUGGACUACAGCAUCGUCAAAGCUUUACCUGUCGCCGAGCAGUUUGCCGCUGAAGAUUCCAGCAUGCAAGGGUCAUAGUUUGGUUUCCUGGGGUAAGAAGGCACUCCUCAUUGGAGGGAAAACGGACCCAGGAAGUGACAAAAUAUCAGUAUGGGCAUUUGAUACAGAGACAGAGUGCUGGUCACUCAUGGAGGCAAAGGGAGACAUACCGGUUGCUCGCAGUGGUCACAGUGUUGUUAGAGCAAGCUCUGUUUUAAUAUUGUUUGGUGGUGAGGAUGCAAAAAGGAGGAAAUUGAAUGAUCUACACAUGUUUGAUCUCAAGUCUUUGACAUGGCUUCCACUUCACUACACGGGAACAGCACCUACUCCAAGAUUCAACCAUGUAGCUGCUCUUUAUGAUGAUAAAGUUCUUUAUAUAUUUGGAGGAUCAUCAAAAUCCAGGUCCUUAAAUGAUUUGUAUUCACUUGACUUCGAAACGAUGGCAUGGUCAAGAGUAAAGAUACGAGGUUUUCAUCCAUCACCUAGAGCUGGCUGUUGUGGUGUCCUAUGUGGUACUAAAUGGUAUAUUACUGGGGGUGGAAGCAGGAAAAAACGACAUGGAGAGACUCUGAUUUUUGAUAUUGUUAAAAAUGAAUGGUCUAUGGCAAUUGCUUCACCUCCAUCUUCUAUCACUACCAACAAGGGCUUCAGCAUGGUACUCGUGCAGCACAAGGAAAAGGACUUUCUUGUUGCAUUUGGGGGAUCCAAAAAAGAGCCAUCAAAUCAGGUAGAAGUGUUGAUCAUGGAAAAGAAUGAAUCAACACUGGGAAGACGAUCAACUCCCAGUAAAUGUUCAGCAUCUAUACUACUUGAGAAACAUUCAUCAUCCACUAGAUUGGCCUCCCAACUAAAUGAUUGUUCCCAACGUUUAGUUGAAUCAGUUGCUAGACAAAAUCUAGCUUCUGCAAUUGAGCAUGGUUCUGGAAGGAAAUCUCUGUCAGAAUCUCUAGUUGCUGAUCCCAAUUUUCCCCCCACCAACACCUCCCUUCGUAAGCAAUUUGAUCAUGAUGAAGAAUACCAUACAGAUGUCAAGAUGGACAAGAAUUCCGAUGGAAGUUCUUUCCCGAGGGCCGCAGAUCACAGAACAAAUGAAAAUGACCACGGUAAACAAAUGAACAUUAGUGGAGCCAAGAUCAAUAUGGAGGAACACCAGCAAAACCUAGUAUUUGAAAAUGACAUGUCAGAAAGUGAUAACGUGUCAUUUCCUGAAAAUAAAUCAGGAUCACUGUCUACUUCAAAUGUCUAUCACUACUAUGAAAGUAAAGUGGCUUCCCUAAUAAGGAAAAAUGGAAUUCUGGAGGGACAAUUGGCGGCUUCCCUGGCGAGCAAAGAAGCUACAGAGAAAAGCUUGGCAUCUGUUCUUAAAAGUAGGCAGGAAAUGGAGAGAAAAUUAGCGGAUGCACUGAAGGAGAUGGAAUUAAUGAGAGAGAAGCUGGCCGGUCUAGAGUUGGCCCAGGAAGAGGCCAACAACCUAUCAAACAUCGUCCACUCUGACAAUGUAAGACUCGAGCAUGAUGUGGCCUUCCUGAAGGCUGUUUUAGAUGAUACACAGAAGGAAUUGCACUCAACAAGAGGAGUUAUUGCAGGAGAAAGAGCUAGGGCUUUCCAACUACAGUACGAGGUUUUUCAUCUCAAACAGAGAUUGCAAUCAAUGGAAAGUCGAGCAUCAACUACACCCAGGAAACCGUUUCAUGUGCAGUGAGGUGGAUGGUCGAAGUAACUCACCACUUAAAGACUUGAAAUAAAAAAGGAAAAUAAAAUGGAUUUGUACAUAUAUUUGAAUCACUGAAUCACCAUACAAGUACUGCUGCUUCUUUUUUUGCCAUUUUGUCAUUAUUGGAAGCACUUUUUGAGUGUGUGUCUGGAAUGUGUAUUCUUAAUAAUUCGGUG